CACAAAUAUUAUAUACACAUACUACUGGUAUACAUACAGGAAAAUACAUCAUAUAUCCCACACACACACAGUCACACAUACACCAACAUUUCACACACACACUCUCAAAACCCCCUUUUUCCCUUUUUCAUCAAAAUCUCUCAUGGCUUGUCGGCCAAUCAAACCCUAAAAUCUCACAUUCGCCGGAAAAUCUCACUCUUUCCACGUUUCCUCCCUAUCGCCACUGUAAUUUAUUAUCAUUAUUAUUAUCACUAGUCGGAAUUAGUGAUAUAUCUCCUUUAUUAUUAUUAUUAUUAUUAUUAUUUUAUAUAUAUAUAUCUCCAACACAUACAUAGUGUAUAUUUUGUGGCUAUAGUUAAGAUCUCAGAGUUCAGAUUUGUGAAAAAGCAUGUACGUGGUCCCACCACCUAAGCAUUCGGAUCCUUUAUCCGGAUCCAAUAAUGGCCCGGAUAACUUGAGAAUUUAUCAGACAUGGAAAGGAAGCAAUAUAUUUUUCCUGCAGGGAAGGUUUGUGUUUGGGCCAGAUGUAAGGUCACUAGUGCUGACUAUAUUUCUAGUUGUAGCGCCUGUUUCGGUAUUUUGUGUUUUCGUAGCGAGCAAACUCAUGUAUGAAUUUGAAGACCAUUGGGGGAUAUCCGUUAUGGUUGUGGCUAUUAUAUUCACAAUUCAUGUUUUAGUACUUCUAUUAUUAACCUCUGGAAGGGAUCCUGGUAUCAUUCCACGUAACGCACAUCCCCCGGAACCAGAAAACUUUGAUGGAAAUACUGAAGGUAAUGCCCAAACCCCGCAAUUGCGGCUGCCUCGUAUUAAAGAAGUUGAAGUUAAUGGCGUAACCGUGAAGAUCAAAUAUUGUGAUACCUGCAUGCUUUAUAGACCUCCCCGCUGCUCACACUGUUCUAUUUGCAAUAAUUGCGUCGAACGAUUUGAUCACCAUUGCCCUUGGGUUGGGCAAUGUAUAGGUCUGAGAAAUUAUCGAUAUUUCUUCAUGUUUGUGUUCUCCACGACCCUACUUUGUAUAUACGUUUUUAGUUUCUGCUGGAUCUACAUAAAGAGGAUCAUGGAUACAGAGGACAUAACAUUGUGGAAAGCAAUGAUCAAGACUCCUGCAUCCAUUGUGUUGAUUGUCUACACCUUCAUAUCAGUGUGGUUCGUGGGUGGCCUAACUGCCUUUCAUUUAUAUCUUAUCAGCACAAAUCAGACUACAUAUGAGAAUUUCAGAUAUAGGUAUGACAGGCGAGCCAAUCCCUAUAACAAAGGAGUCAUGCAGAAUUUUGGUGAGAUAUUUUGCACGGAAGUCCCUGAAUCAAAGAACAAGUUUAGGGAAUUUGUGCCAAAAGAACCAGGGAUCGGAAGUCGGUCUGUUGGUGGUGGGUUUGUGAGUCCAAACAUGGGAAAGGCAGUCGAGGACAUUGAAAUGGGAAGGAAGGCGGUUUGGGGUGAUAGUGGGGCGGGAUUAGAUCACCGUGAAGGACAACUGAGUGAUAAUGAAGGAUUGACCAUUAAAGAAGCUGGAAUAGGUGAAAUGUCACCAGAGAUAAGAACAACAGUGGAUGAAGGGGACCGUGCUAAUAUUAUGCAUGCAAGACGAUCAAGUUGGGGUAGGAAAAGUGGGAGCUGGGACAUGUCACCUGAAGUUCUUGCUUUAGCUUCAAGAAUGGGUGGGGGUGGUGGUGGUGGUGGUAGUAGCAGUGGUGCAGCAAGCUCACGGCUUACAGAAUCUAAGUCAUGAUAGACUGAAUUUAACACACUGGUAGAUAGGAGUUUGGUUGCUGGUGAUUAUGGAGGUGUGCGAGUAUGAGUUUUACCGGGAUGUUGGUGUUUGGGUUGAUUAUGUGUCGGUCGCCCUGUUGUGGUGUGAUUUUAUAAGACCGCUUUCUUCAUUGCCGGAUAAUCUGUAAAAUUAGUUGGUGCUAUUCGGUUUUACUGUGUAUGCAUGAUCCGAAUUCCUUCACAAGAUCCUCUACUGUUGUCAUUUGUUAUUGUGCAACUUUAUUCUAGGGAUGUUGUCUGGUUGGCUUUGUAGUCUGUACAUUAUUUGCAUUAAAACUCUGGAGUUGAAUUGAUUGCUUAUUUUGACGAGUCUUAGAGGCUAAGUCGGCCUUACUAUAGUAAUAGCCAAGUCUUGUGAGAUUUCUAUGAUUUCCCUGUUCUAUGCUCAAUCGAUCUGUAGAUUUCUCUAUUACUCCAUUACAGUCGGAUUGUUUUUUUUGUUUUGUUU
Erigeron canadensis is the source of this 2218-nucleotide messenger RNA. RefSeq names its product probable protein S-acyltransferase 7. Gene Ontology annotation, biological process: protein targeting to membrane; peptidyl-L-cysteine S-palmitoylation. The transcript is spliced from 5 exons. Gene Ontology annotation, cellular component: Golgi apparatus; endoplasmic reticulum. Bases 389 to 1729 code for a protein of 446 amino acids. The record is from RefSeq and is a predicted model, not a curated record. Gene Ontology annotation, molecular function: protein-cysteine S-palmitoyltransferase activity. Lineage: Eukaryota; Viridiplantae; Streptophyta; Magnoliopsida; Asterales; Asteraceae.